Molecule: messenger RNA, 8925 nt
Organism: Phacochoerus africanus (Common warthog)
Lineage: Eukaryota; Metazoa; Chordata; Mammalia; Artiodactyla; Suidae
Gene: ARMCX4
Product: armadillo repeat containing X-linked 4
Exons: 6
Coding region: 613-8634 (2673 amino acids)
Source: RefSeq, a predicted model, not a curated record
GACGCUGGGCCGUCACGUGACCGGGAGCUGCAGAGCGACGCAGCCUUCGGUGCAGUCGUCACUCCUGCCUGGAUACCAGCUCCCCGCUACCCUGCGCACGGCGGGCUGGCUUCGGGCCCGGGGAAGCGGAGCAGUCGUUCGGUGUGGCACUGUUGGUGGUGAGGCGAGGGAAGAAGUCGAGGAGAAAACUGCACAGGAUCAGCGGAGAUCUUCCCAUAGGCCCACAGUAGGGGUGUUUACCCCCUGAAAGCACGAGAAAGUGGGAGACGGGCCCGGAACCCUGGAGGUUGGUGUGAAGGUGGGCAGCGCCUGGGGAUAACAAGAGAGGGUCUGCCUGCAGGUCUGAAAGGUUUGAGAUCACUGGACACAAAGAAACAAGGAGGAAAUUAUUCCCAAAUGAUAUAGACUGGGUAUAUCUCCAAUCAAGAGAAGGAAAGAGGAGGGAACUGCCUUGACCAUUGCAGGUCCACCUCCAGUGGCAGCUGUAGUGGCCUCUGAGUGGCUGAAGACCAGCGCCCUCACAGGCCUACACCCAGACCUACUACUACCCUCUUUUCCCAGCCUGAUUGAGCCCCUCUGUACCUUGUUCGUGCCAUCAGCAGGGGUGAUUACAUGGGUCGUGUUCAGGAAGUGGGCUGGGUGACUGCAGGACUGAUGAUUUGGGCUGGUACCUGCUACUACAUUUACAGAUUAACCAAGGGAAGAGCCCAGGGUGUGAGGAGACUUGCCAGAAAUGGGCCCAGAGUCAAGAUGGAGAAUAUGGUUGGGAUACAGAACCAGACCGUGGCCAUGUGUGAAGCCAUGGCUGGGACAAAGAUUGAGACUAGACCCAAGCCCAAUACUGGAGCAGAAACUGGAGCUGGAGGUAGGGCUGGGGCUGAAGUCGAGACUAAGGCCACUGCUAAAGCCAGAACCCAAGCCAACUCUCAAGCCAAGGCAAUGGCUGAGGCAGAGACAGAGACCCAAUCUGAGGCCACAACAAUGGCUGAAACAGUGGUCAUGACAGAGGCAGUGACUCUGACUGAGGCUGAAGCCUAUGAUGUGGCUAUGAAAGAGGCAGUAACUCAAACUGACUCUGAGGCUGGGAGACUAGUCAAGAAAGAGGCAGUGACCCAGACAAAAGCCAAAGCUUGGGCACUUGUUGCUAGGGCAGAGACCAAGAAAGAAGCAAUGACCCAGACCAAAGCAGAAACUCGUAUAUUGGCUGAAAAAGAGAAAGAGGUGAACAGAGUAAUGGUGACACAGAAUGAGGCCUUGGCAGUAACCGGGGAAGUGGCCAUGAUGGGUGCCAUAAACAAGAUUGGAAUUGUGGCUGAGACCAAGGCAAGAGCCUGGGAAGAGACUGUGAGUGUGGCCAAGACUCAGCCUGAGGCCAGGUCUGGUACCACAGUUGAUGCUAAGGGAAAUCCUAAUACCAUGGCCAAAGCAGAAACUGGAACAGAUAUGAAGUCCUGUGCACUCUCUCAGGUUGUGGCUGAGAACCAGGUUGAUAAUGUGCUUGGUACUGGGGUUGAAGCCAAGGGGAAUUACAAUACCAUGCAUCAGGCAGGGUCUGCCACCGACAUGAGGGCUUCUGUUCAGCCUCAGAUUGUAACCAAGGCCCAGACUGAAGCCAUGCGUGGGGCAAUGGCUGAUGUUGGGAGUAAUGCCAAUGUCAUGUAUAAAGCAGGGGUGGGGGCAGAUAUGAAUAUUUCUAUACAAUCUCAGACUGUGAUCCAGAGACAGGCUGAGACAAUGUCUGGUGCUAGGGUUGAUGAUAGGGGAAAUAUCAAUGUCAUAUAUAGGGCAAUGACUGGAGCUGACAUGUGGGCUUCUGCUCAGCUUCAAGCUGUAGCCAGUGCUCAGGCUGAGGCUAUGUUUGAUGCCAGGGUUAUGGGUAGAGUAAAUCCCAAUUCCAUAUCUAAGGUGGGGUUUGGGAUAGACAUUGAGUCCUAUACACAGCAUCAGCCUACAGCCACGGUCCAGGCUGAUGCUUUGCUUGAUGACAAGAUUAAGGCUCAGGGCAAUGCCAACACCAAGUCUAAAGAAGAGGCUGGGACAGACACAAAGGCACAGUCUCAGACUUCUACCAAGAGCUACGCUGAGGCUCUACCUAGUACUAGAGGUAAAUCUAAGGGCAAAGCCAAAGGCAAGUGCAAGGCAGGGGUUGGGACAGAUGUGAAAACCUGUGUGCAGCCUCAAGGUGGGGCCAAGACCCAAGCUGAUGUUCUCCCUGAUUCCAGGGUUGAUGGCAGGGGUGAUCCUGAUGCCAUGUCUAUGGUAGAGGCCAAGGCAGAACCCAGGGCUGGUGGUCAGCCUCAGGAUAUGGCCAGUUCCCAGGGUGAAGCCAUGCCUGGUACCAAGAAUAAGGUUCAGGACUACCUCAAUACUAUAUCUAAGUCAGGGGCUGGGCUACAUACAAAGAGCUCUGCCCAGCCCCAGGCUAUGACCAAUACCCAGGGUGAGGCCUUAGCUGGUGUCAAGAAUAAGGUUCGGGGCAAUCCCAAUGCUAUGUCUAAGGCAGGGACUGGGCCAGACACAAAAUUUGACUCUGCCCAGCUUCAAGCAGAUAUAAUCGGCUCUCCUCAGCCCCAGGGUGUGGCCAGUUUCCAGGGUGAAGUUUCACCUGGAACCAAGAAUAAGGUCCGGGGCAAUCCCAAUGCUGUGUCUAAAGUAUGGACUGGGACAGAUACAAAGAGUUCUGCCCAGCCCCAGGCUAUGGCCAAUUUCCAGGGUGAGGCCUUGCCUGGUGUCAAGAAUAAAGUUCGGGGCAAUCCCAAUGCUGUGUCUAAGGCAGGGACUGGGCCAGACACAAAAUUUGACUCUGCCCAGCCUCAAGUGGAUACUAUAGGCUCUGCUCAGACCCAGGCUGUGGUCAAUUUCCAGGGUGAAGCCUCAUCUGGAACUAAGAAUAAGGUCCGGGGCAAUCUCAGUGCUGUGUCUAAAGUAUGGACUGGGUCAGAUACAAAGGGCUCUGCCCAGCCACGAACAGAUACAACAGGCUCUGCUCAGCCUCAGGCUGUGGCCUGUUCCUGGGGUGAAUCCUUGCCUGCUACGAAGAAUAAGGUCCGGGGCAAUCCCAAUGCUAUGUCUAAAGUAGGGUCUGGGCCAGAUACAACAUGUUCUGCCCAGCCUCAAACAGAUACAACAAACACUGCCCAGCCCCAAGCAGUGGCCAAUUCUCAGGGUGAGGUCUUGCUUGGUGCCAAGAGUAAGGUCAGGGGUAAUCCCAACGAUGUGUCCAAGGCAGAGUCUGGAACAGAUAUAAUGGGCUCUGCUCGGUCCCAAGCUGAAGCCUUAUCUGGUGCCAGAAAUAAGGUCCGGGGCAAUCUCAGUGCUGUGUCUAAGGUAGGGCCUGGGUCAGAUACAAAGAGCUCUGCCCAUCCCCAGUCUCCAGCCACUUCCCAGGGUGAGGCCUUGUGUGGUACUAAGAACAAGGUCCGGGGCAAUCCCAGUGCUGCGUCUAAGGCAGGGUCUAGGCCUGAUACAAAGGGCUCUGCCCAUCCCCAAGCUGUAGCCAAUUCCCAAGGUGAGGCCUUGAGUGGUACUAAGAAUAAGGUCCGGGGCAAUUCCAAUGCUGUGUCUAAGGCAGGAACUGGGUCAGAUACAAUAGACCCUGCCCAGCCUCCAACAGAUAAAACAAGCUCUGCUCAGCCCCAGGCUGUGGCCUGUUCCCAGGGUGAGGUCUUGCUUGGUGCCAGGAGUAAGGUCAGGGGCAAUCCCAAUGCUGUGUCUAAGGCAGGGAUUGGAGCAGAUUCAAUAGGCUCUGCCCCAUCCCAAGCUGUGGCCAGUUCCCAUGGUGAGGCCUUGCUUGGUGCCAGGAGUAAGGUCAGGGGCAAUCGUGUGGCUGAGUCUAAGGCAGAGGCUGGAGCAGCUCUGAUGGGCUCUGGCCAGCGUCAGUCUGUGACCCAUUCCCAAAGUAAGUCUGGGGCAAAGGACAAGACUAUACAUAAGUCUGAGGCAGAAGCCACAGGAGAUGUCUCUGUAAAGCCCAAGGCUAAGGCCACACCCACUUCUGAGAGUGAGGAUGGGGCAGACACUCAGGCCUACGGGAAGUCUCAACCUAAGGUCCACGACUACUACUGGAGUGGUAUUGGUGUUGAGGACUGGAUUGCUUCUGAGCGAUGGAUCAAAUUUAGGUUUCAGGCUAGGGAUGGAUACUGGGAGAAUAGCAUGUCCUGGGCUGAUGAUGAGAAUGAAACCAGUGUUGAGUCCUGGAGUGGGGCUCGGAGUGAGAAUGAGGUUGGUAUUCAGUCUUGGGCUGGAGUUGGGGACCAGGCCAGUGGGGGCCUCUGGGCUGGGAGUCAUGCCAGUCAACAGUCCUGGGCUGGAGGCCAGGCCAGUGGAGGUUACUGGGUAGAGACUGGGGACAAGGCUGUUGGAGGGUCCUGGACUGUGGCUGAGAACCAGGCAAGUGGGGGUUCUUGGGCUGGCACUGGAAACCAGGCCGUUGGGGUUCCCUGGGCUGGAGCUCAGGCCAGUGAGAGUUCUUGGGCUGGGGGCCAGACCAGUGGGGUAUCCUGGGCUGGGGGAGAGGCCAUUGGAGUGUCCUGGACUGUGGUUGAGAACCAGGCCAAUGGAGUGUCCUGGGCUGGGGCUCAGGAACAGGCCAGUGGAAGGUCCCAGGAUGGGACUGGGAUUCAGGCUAAUGCAGGGCCCUGGGCUCAGGCUACAACUGGGAAUGUGGUUAAUAUUGGGUACUGGGCUGUAGCUGUGGACCAGGCUACUGGUGGGUCCUGGAUUCUGACUAGUGAUCUGUCUGGUGGUGCGUCCUGGGUUGGGACUAGUGAUCUGUCUGGUGCUAUAUCUAAGCCUAGACUUCAGGAUCAGGCCCAUGAAAGUGUGUCCUGGGCUGGGGCUGGGCUCGGUCCUGAAGGUCAGUCCAGUGGAAGGGUCUGGGCUGGCACCACAGACCAAGCCAGUGGAGGGUCCAGGCUGGGGCCUGUGGAUCAGUCCAGCAGUGGGUCCUGGGUUAUGGCUGGAGAACAGGCCAGUGAAGGGUCUAGGCCAGGGUUUGCAGACCAGUCCAGUGUUGGGUCCUGGGCUGGCACUGGGAACCAGGCCAGUGAAGGAUUCUUGGUUGGAGCUGUGGAUCAGGCCAGUGGAGGUUCAUGGACUGGGACUGUUGAUCAGUCUGGUGGUGGGGCUAAGCCUAGAUUUGAGGAUCAAGUCAGUGAAGAAGGAUCUUUGGCUAGUGCUGGUGGCCAGGCUGGUGGAGGGUCCAGGUCAGGGCCAGAAGACCAGUCCAGUGGAGGGUCCUGGACUGACUCUGGGGACCAAGCCAGUAGAGGGUUCUUGGUUGGGGCUGUGGACCAGGCCAAUGAAGUGUCCUGGGCCGAACCUGGACAUCAGGCUGGUGGUGAGGCAAAGCUUAGAUCUGAGGAUCAGGCCAAAUCUGGAAAUGUGUCUUGGGCUGAUAGUGGAGGCCAGGUUAGUGGAGGUUCUACAUUGGUGCCCAGGGACCAGUCUGUUGGAGAUUCCUGGGCUGGCAUUGGGGACCAGGCCAGUGGAGGACCAAGGCCAGUGCCUGAGGCUCAGUCUACUGGAUGGUACUAUGCUUACAGUGGGAAUCAUGCUAGUGUAGGAGGGUCCUGGGCUGGGGCUGGUGGUCAGGUCAUUGGAGGACUUGGGCUAGGACUCAUGAACCCAUCCAGUGGUGGGUCCUGGGCUGUUACUGGGAAUCAGGUCAGUGGAGCAUCUUGGGCUGGGGCUGUGGGUCAGGCUGUUAGCUGUUCCAAACCUGGAUUUGAAGAUCAGGCUAGUGCAGGAACAUUUUGGUCUAGUGCCGAGGACCAGGCCACUGGAGGGUCUAGUCCAAUGUCUGCAGAUCAGUCAGAUCAGUCCAGUGGCGGGUCUUGGGCUGGUGCUGGGAGUCAGACCAGUGGGCAGUCCUGGGUUGUGGCUGGUGAUCAAGCUAGUAGCUGUUCCAAACCUGGAUUUGAAGAAAAGGCCAGUGCAGGAGCAUUCUGGUCUGGCACAGAGAACCAGGCCACUGGAGGGUAUAGUCCAGCACCUGCAGAUCAGUCAGAUCAGCCCAGUGGUGGGUCCUGGGCUGGUGGUGGGAGUCAGGCCAAUGGACAGUCUUGGGUUGUGGCUGGCAAUCAGGCUGGUAGCUGUUCCAAACCCGGAUUUGAAGAGCAGGCCAGUGGAGGGGCGUUCUGGUCUAGUGCUGAGGACCAGGCCACUGGAGGGUCUAGUCCAGGGUCUGCAGAUCAGCCCAGUGGUGGGUCCUGGGCUGGUGGUGGGAGUCAGGCCAGUGGGCAGUCCUGGGUUGUGGCUGGUGAUCAGGCUGGUAGCUGUUCCAAACCCGGAUUUGAAGAGCAGGCCAGUGGAGGAGCAUUUUGGUCUGGUGCUGAGGACCAGGCCACUGGCGGGUCUAGUUCAGGGUCUGCAGAUCAGCCCAGUGGUGGGUCCUGGGCUGGUGGUGGGAGUCAGGCCAGUGGGCAGUCCUGGGUUGUGGCUGGUGAUCAGGCUGGUAGCUGUUCCAAACCCGGAUUUGAAGAGCAGGCCAGUGGAGGAGCAUUUUGGUCUGGUGCUGAGGACCAGGCCACUGGCGGGUCUAGUUCAGUGUCUGCAGAUCAGCCCAGUGGUGGGUCCUGGGCUGGUGGUGGGAGUCAGGCCAGUGGGCAGUCCUGGGUUGUGGCUGGUGAUCAGGCUGGUAGCUGUUCCAAACCCGGAUUUGAAGAGCAGGCCAGUGGAGGAGCAUUUUGGUCUGGUGCUGAGGACCAGGCCACUGGCGGGUCUAGUUCAGGGUCUGCAGAUCAGCCCAGUGGUGGGUCCUGGGCUGGUGGUGGGAGUCAGGCCAGUGGGCAGUCCUGGGUUGUGGCUGGUGAUCAGGCUGGUAGCUGUUCCAAACCCGGAUUUGAAGAUCAGGCCAGUGGAGGAGGCUCCUGGGCUGGCAGUGGGAAUCAGGCUGGUAGAAAAUCAUGGGCUGGGUCUAGGCCUGGGAAGGAAGCCAGUAGAGGGUCUAGCUUGGGGCCUGACGAGCAAGCAAGUGGAGGGUCCUGGGCUAGGGCUAGAGACCAGACCAGUGGAAGGUCUCAGGUAAGUGCUGGGAUGGAGGCCAAUGAAGCAUCCUGGCUUGGGGCUGGGAGUGAGGCUAGUACAGGAUCCUGGUUCUGGAGAGGGGAAGAGUCUGGUAUUGUGUCUAGUCCUGGAGGUAAAAAUGAAGCCAGUAUUGAAUCCAGCUCAGGGGUUGGGGAAGAGGCUGUCAUUAGUUCCAGAUUCAGGGCUGAGAAGAAGGCCAAUAUUGGGUGCUGGAUCAGAUCUAAUGAAACCACCUGUAUGGAUUCCUGUUUGGGGGCUGAGUCUGGGACUGAGGUCAGGCAGGAGUCUUGGCUCUGGGAUGGAGAUGCAGCCACUACAGGGUCUAGGCUUGGGGCUGGGGAAGAGGCUGACAUGGGGUCCUGGACUUUGGCUGAGGAUGUAGAUGAGGAUGAGGUAAGUAGAGCAUCUAGCCCUGAUAUCGAGGAGAUCAGUUUAAGAUCAUUGUUUUGGGCUGAGAGUGAGAACAGUAAUGAAUUCAGAUCCAAUCGUGAGAAAAAUGUCAAUUUUCAGCAGGGGGCUGAAAAUAAGACCAGCACCAAGGAUAAGCUUGAGGCUGCUGGUGGAGUCGAUGUAAAGUCUUGUUUCUGGGAUAGUAAUGAAAACAAAAGUGAGGAAAAAUGUGUACCUAAGACUAAAGCCAAAAAGUCAGCAGAAUCAAGAGUCACAUAUCCAUCCAUGGUUCCUGGGGCAGGAAUGGGGUCAUGGGCGGGAGCAAUGAUCUGGACAGAAAUGAAAUUUCCAUACCAAAAUGAGUCUUGCUUCCCACCUGAAGAUGAGCUCAGAAAGCAGAUCAGAUCUGGGGAGAAAAUUCAGCCCUGGGCCUGCCGCUGUAAACGUGAAACUAACAUGGAUCCACGAGAGCUUGAAAAACUUAUUUGCAUGAUUGAGAUGACUGAAGAUCCUUCUAUUCAUGAAAUAGCCAAUAAUGCUCUAUAUAACAGUCCUGACUACCCAUUUUCCCAUGAAGUCAUUCGUAAUGCAGGUAGAAUCUCAAUUAUUGAAGGCUUGCUCAAUAACCCCUACCCCAGUGUUAGGCAGAAGGCUUUAAAUGCACUGAAUAAUAUCUCGGUGGCUGCUGAAAAUCAUCGGAAGGUUAAAACAUACUUAAACCAAGUAUGUGAAGACACUAUCACCUAUCCCCUGAAUUCAAAUGUGCAGCUGGCUGGACUGAGAUUGAUAAAGCACCUGACUAUUAUUAGUGAAUAUCAGCAUAUGGUUACAAAUUACAUUUCAGAAUUUCUUCGUUUGUUAACCGUGGGAAGUGGAGAAACUAAAGACCAUAUUUUGGGAAUGCUUUUAAAUUUCUCUAAAAAUCCAUCUAUGACAAAAGACUUGCUCAUUGCCAAUGCACCAGCAUCACUGAUUAAUAUUUUUAGCAAGAAAGAGACAAAGGAGAAUAUUCUUAAUGCUCUUUCACUAUUUGAAAAUAUAAAUUACCAUUUUAAAAGAAGAGCAAAAGUAUUUACCCAGGACAAGUUCAGUAAAAAUUCCCUUUAUUUCGUAUUCCAGCGGCCUAAAGCAUGUGCCAAGAAACUUCGAGUCUUAGCAGCAGAAUACAAUGACCCUGAGGUGAAAGAAAGAGUUGAGCUAUUAUUAAGUAAACUCUAAUUAGUUGUAGUUUUCCAAACAAAUUUGAGUAAUAUUGUGGUUUUGUAGCCUGGAAGUAAUGCACAUUGUAAAUUGCAUUAUAACUUCUAAACUGAUGUUGCUUCUGAUGGUCUAUAGCUGGACCAUUUUAUGAACACCAAAUGAAUUCAAACUUGUACUGAAAAUACAUGUGUUGAUUUUUUACCCUUGUCUGGAUUGAGAUAUUUUUGGUAUGCUUCAUGAGCAGAAACUGAACUGAUUUUUCAUAAGUAAGGUUAUCUUUGGUCCUUUGUGUGGACUUAUGUUUAUACA